This is a messenger RNA of Sphenostylis stenocarpa, 5682 nucleotides long. Lineage: Eukaryota; Viridiplantae; Streptophyta; Magnoliopsida; Fabales; Fabaceae. The record is from the annotation of a GenBank genome assembly.
GAUUUUUUUCUGGAAAAAGAAAGGCUUAAGCAGACAAGCAAACAAUUAGAAGACGCAAAUGAUGAGCUGAAAGAGGCAAAAUCAGUUAUUGAAGCUCUAGAAUCACAGCAAAUAUUAUCUAUUAAAGAGAUAGAAGAGAUAAGGAACAAAAACAACCAUUAUCUGGAGCUUAUGGGGAGACAAGAGCAUGAAAUCACGACCUUGAAGAAUCAACUUGUGUCUAAAGAGUUAACAGAUAAUUUGCCUUCAGAUCAUCCAGAGUUUGAAAACAGGUCCCCCUUACAGGUAAAACUUAGAAGGAUGCAUGAUUCUCUUGAAAAAGCCAAGCAAUUGAACAUGUCAUACCAAAAUGAUCGUGCAUUCCAGAUAUCUAAUGAGGAAGAGAUGGAUGAAAUCCGUCGGCAAGCUGAAGCUGAAACUGCUGAGGUAAUUGUCUGUAUGCAAGAAGAACUUGCCCUGCUCCAGCAUCAAGUAAAUGAUAGUCGUUUUAAGGAAAUAGAAAUGAAAGAAAGUAUGCUGAAUCUGGAAACUGAAUUGAAGGAGGUGCACAAAAAAUUGCACACUACUAUUGAUGAUAAUAAAAGUUUAAAGGAAGAGAUUAGCCAGAAAGAUAUAGAACUCAUAACACUGGCUGAAGAAUGGGAAUUAUUAACUUCCGAGAUUGAAGAAAUUCUUUUUGAUGGAUGUGAGGCACUUGUUGAUGCCUCUGACCAACUUGGUGACAUAAGCAAUUCAUUUCCACAAAAAAGGAUUUGGAUUUCUGAACAAGUUGGCAUGGUGGUUAGAAAAAUAUCUGAAAAGGAAUUAUUAGUUGAUGAACUUAGAAGAUGUUUGGAAGAUGCAAGCAAUAAAAGAAGUGAUAUGGACUGUAUGUUGAAGUCCUUAAGAAGUGCAGCGUUGGUUAUUACAGAAUCCCAUCAGAAGGAGUCUGCUGAAAAAGAAAUAGAAAUUCUCCAAUUGACCUCACAGCUGAGUGAAAAAACAUCUAUUGUGGCACAGCUGAAGGAGCAGUUGAUAAUGGCUCAAGAUCAUAUCAGUAAAUCAUCAAACUGUGCAACAACAGCUUUUGUGGUUGUGAAUAGAUUGUCAGAAGUGAAUCUUGGUUACCUCAAUGAUCUAGAGCAUAAGAGUAUUCAACUUACUGAAUUAGCAGAGAAUAAUCAAAGGAAGGAUGCCCUUCUCAUUGACCAAUCCACUUCACUUGUUGAAGCAGAAAGACAGAUAACAGAGUUACAGGAAAGGUGUAACGAAUUAUGGCAGAAGCUGUCUGAGGAGCAACAGCAUUCCUGUGCUUUGGAACAAAAGCUUGAAGAUAUAGAAAAGGAUGCCAUUUCAAAGACAAGGGAGCAAUUAGUGACAUUACAAGACGGUGUCUCUUCAAUCAGGUCAUGCAUGGCUUUUGCAGACCAUUCAGAAAGUCUAGAUAAUAGAAAUUCAUUGGAUGCUUGCACAUCAAACUGUGAUGAUAUUGGUGAACCAAGGAACUGUUCCAAAUCACAUCAAAACAGUGAUUCAGAUUCCCAUUCUAUUGAAGAACCUAGAGUUGACCUGGUCGACUUACCCCUUAAUUUGGACAAAUGUGGGUAUCAUAUGAAUGACCCAAAAUCAAGAAGAGUUUGCAAGGAUGUGCAUGAAAGAGAUGUUACCAUUUCACUUUUGAGAAAAGAAAUAGAAUGUGCUCUUGAAAGCUUAAAAGAAGUGCAAUGUGAGAUGGCCAGAUUACAUGAAGAGAAAAAGGAGAUGUCAAUUUGUGAAACAAAGAGCCGGCAAAGCAUAGAGUGCCUCACAAAGCAAAUACUUUUCCUGCAAGAAGCUAUGAACCACUUUGAAGAGCAAUCCAAAGUCAAGAUCGAAAUACUCAGUCAAAAACUUAGAGACCUGGAGAAACAUCUGAAAGAAGCCAGCUCCCAUUGGUACCAAAAGAAAGAGUCACUGGAACUUGAAGUUGGGGAAGCAAAGAUCAUUGAAGCUCAGAAAUCCCAAGAGGUAUCAUGUAUUCUUGCUAAAUUUGAAGAAGCACAAGAUACGAUGAGAGAAGCAGAUAUUAUGAUCAAUGGAUUGGUGAUAGCUAAUGAGUCAAUGAAGAUUGAUAUUGAAAGACUGAAAGACAGAGAAAUGACAUUACUCAAUGAAAAUGGUGCAUUAGUCAACAAUAUUGAAAGCUUACAAACUGUUGUUGAUUUGAAGCAUCGAGAGAUAGAGGACCUUGUUGAAUCAAGUCUAGUAGAAACAAGGGAUCUAACUGUUAAGUUGGAUGAUGUCAUUAAAGAAGUCCAAUUGGUGAUGAGAGAAAAUUUUAUAUCUCUGGCUAGUGAUUUAGAGUGCUUAAAGUCUCAAUGUCUAUAUUCCACUAAGUUGAUACAGCCAUGGCUUGAGAAGAUAUGGUCUGAGAUAGUUUUUAAAGAUUGUGCUAUGUCUGUGCUACAUCUCUGUCACAUGGGUAUUUUACUGGAAACAGUAACAGGGAUGCAUGCAGAAAAUGGUUUACUUUCACAUGGUUUGUGUGAAUCAAACUCUGUCAUAAGUGAUUUGAAGGAACAUAAUUAUAGGACAAAGCAAGAACUUGAUAUGUGCAGAAUCUUGAAAGGGAAACUGCUGGCUGACAUCAAGAGCAGUUUUGAUCGCAUAACUAAGAAAGAAGUUGAAGCUGGAGAGAUCACCACCAAGCUAAACACUUUUGCUAAAAACAUAUCAGACCUACAGCUUCAGGAGGAGAUGAUGUUGCAAAGGUCUAAUGAAAUGGGAUCCCAACUUGCUAAGCUGAUGAGGGAAUUGGAUGUGAGUAAUAUAGACAUUGUGACAUCUCUUUUAGAUCAAGAGACAAUACUGAAACAGAAAGUAGAGGCCAUUGAAUCUCAAGCUGAUUUGUUUAUGGCAGAUUGGUAUGCCAAAGACUUUGAAUCACUUGUCUAUGCUUCUGAACUAAAAAAUAUGUCAAGUAAUAUAGCUCAUAUGGAGGAGUAUUUUGUCGAGUACUCUAUAUUAGUUGAGCAACUAAAAAAAGAAGCAAUCUUGUCCCAGGUAGAAACUCACAUAGCAGAACAAGUUUUGAUGAAUAAGGAAGUUGAAGUUUCCCUUUUAGAAAAAGAAGUUCAGCGGACAAAAGUGGAAAGGAAGGACCUAUUAGCAGAACUGAACCAGAGCGUCUUAAGGAUUACUGAGAUGGGAGAAGUAAAUAAGGUCCUUGAACAAAAUAUUGAGUUUCUAAAGGAUGUUACUUGUUCUAAUAAUGCAUUGAAGGGUGAACUUGUUGAUGUUAAGAAGGCAAGGGAGAGACUGCUGGACAAGAUUCUUGAUCUAGAAGCUGAUUAUGAUAAAGUAAUCGCUGAUGUCAUAGAGAAGGAUGUGGCUUCUGAAUUUUUUUUCCAACAGAUUUCUUUACUUGAACUAGGAAACACAGAGUUAAAGAAAGUAAAAUGUAUGUUGGAAAAUUCAUCUUGCAGACUUGAGAAUGAGCUGAGCCUAAAAGAUUCAGAGCUAACUAGAAUGCAGAACUUAUUGGAAGUUGAGUUAUCCAGAAAGGAUGAUGUAAUAAAAGGACUGUUGUAUGAUCUGAGCUUACUACAGGAAUCGGCAUCUAACAAUAAAGACCGGAAAGAUGAAAUUGAAAAAAUUGUGGCUACAAUGGAGGCAUUAAAAGCAGAUCUUGCAGCUAAAUCAGGUGAACUUGCUGAUGUUGUCACAAACUCUCAAAUGCUUGAAGCUCAGUUGCAGGAAAAAUCAGCUAUAAUCACAGCUCUUGAGUUGGACCUCUCAAAGGAACGUGAGGCUCUAAAGUUGCAAGUCAGUGACAAUGAAGAACUUAGAACUAGUAUUGAAGAGGCCUUGGCAGCAAGAAAACUAUCCGACAAUGAGCUGAGAGAAAAAAUGAAGAUAACCGAGAGCUUGGAGGAUGAAAUUCUGGAAAUGAACAGUGUUAUUAGCCAAAUGAAUGAUUCAAUUAAGAACCUGAGCAGUGAUCUGGAUGAACUCACUGUUGAGAGAGAUCAGCUUCAGGGUCAAGUAAUUUGCCUAAAAAACAGGCUUGAAAAAGCUGAAGCACAGGCUGAAGCUAGUGAAGCAAUUGCUCAAGAAGCUCAAAAGGUGGCAGAAACAAGAAAAAUGUAUGCCGAAGACAAAGAAGAAGAGGUUAAACUUCUUGAGAGAUCAGUUGAAGAGCUUGAAAAUACUAUCAAUGUACUAGAAAACAAAGCUGACAUCAUUAAAGAAGAAGCAGAACGGCAGCGGCUGCAAAGAGAAGAUCUAGAGUUGGAGCUACAUGCACUAAAAGAUAUGAUGCAAAAUGUCAAAAAUUUUGAUGGUGACAUGAGAAGAUUUUUGGAUGAAAAAGAGAAAGGCCUCAAUGAAGCCGUAAAUCACAUACAGGUUCUUAAGAGGGAGUUAACAGGAAAGGAUACAGAGAUUCAACAAAUGAAAGUGCAUAUUUCAGAGCUAAAUUUGCAUGCUGAAGCACAGGCCACGGAGUACAAGCAGAAAUUCAAAGCAUUGGAAGCCAUGGCUGAGCAAGUCAAACCCGAGGGCCUUUCCUCUCAUUCUUCCGUUGCUAAUUCCUUCAAUGCAUUGUCUAAUAAGUCUGAGAAAUAUGCCACCAAGUCUCGAGGUUCUAGUUCUCCUUUCAAAUGCAUAGGGUUGGGCUUGGCACAACAGGUAAAAUAUGAGAAGGUUGAGGAGCUGUCUGCUGCAAGACUGCGCAUUGAAGAACUAGAAGCCCAGGCAGCAUUUCGACAGAAAGAGAUAUUUGCAUUGAAUGCCAAAUUAGCAUCUGCUGAGAGCAUGACCCAUGAUGUAAUUCGAGACUUACUUGGAGUAAAGUUGGAUAUGACGACUUGUGUGUCUCUCUUCGACAAUGAGCAAGCGGAGGAUAUUACAGAGAAAGUUCAAUUUCUUGCUCUAGAGCCUCAAGAUAAGGAGGUCGUUAAACUUAAGAUGCAGCUGAAUGAAUUCAUUGAGGAGAGGCAGGGGUGGCUGCAAGAAAUGGAUAGGAAACAAGCGGAAUUGGUAGCUGUACAAAUUGCAUUGGAAAACCUUCGACAGCGGGACCAGUUGCUCAAAACAGAAAAUGAAAUGCUGAAGAUGGAAAAUACAAGUAAGAAGAAUAAAGUAGUGGAACUGGAAGAAGAAAUUAAAAAGUUGUCUGGUCAGCAAAACCUUCAGCAGCGUAUUCAUCAUCAUGCUAAAAUUAAGGAGGAGAACAAUAAAUUAAAGACACAGAAUGAAGAACUCAGCGCAAAACUACGUAGGGCAGAGAUCUUCCUUUCCCGCGUCAAAGAAGACCUUGCUCGUCUUCGUUCUUCUGCUGGCAUGAAAACAAGUAUUAAUUUUGAUGAGGAACAACGUCUGAUGAUAAAACUGAAGGAGAUCGAGGAGGAGAAAGUUGAAUUAGCUCAGCAAUUACUGAGAUUGUCCACAAAUGUCCUUAAGGUAGCUGGAAUAUCAAGACCAACAUCGGACAUAAAUCCUUCUAUGGCUGAGGACGCCCUACAGGAGCUCCAGAAUAGGAUAACAACUCUGGAAAUGGAACAAGAAGAUCUGAAGUUUAAGAAUAAAAUUAUCAAGGAAAAGAUUCGAUUAUCCGAGCUCAUGCCGCAAGCUUCUCCCCUGAACUUGAGAUCUGAGGAGAAUCGUUUGACUCCUCCACCUGGGGCAUCCCUAGCUCCAUUCCUUUCCAGUUUUGAUCGAUAG